Messenger RNA from Rodentolepis nana, 2133 nucleotides. The record is from the annotation of a GenBank genome assembly. NCBI's taxonomy places the organism in Eukaryota, Metazoa, Platyhelminthes, Cestoda, Cyclophyllidea, Hymenolepididae.
AUGGACUCCAGUACAUCCAACUUCGAGAAAAGUGACUGGCCCCAUGCGCUUCAUGAUCACGAUGUAUUUACGAGCUAUAAUUUAUCUUUAAGACCAACCAAUUCUAAGCAGGAAUAUGUUAGUCCGACCCCAAUUAGCAGGAUUAAUCCCGGUAUGCUUAAUAGUAAGUACUUUAAUGUGGCUAAUUAUGUAUUUGUUAUUGAAAAUUACUCUUUUUGUCUUGAAUUUGUAGCCCAAGCUUACACUAAGUAUAUUCCUUCUGGUCAUAUAUGCAAUAACCCAGUCCAAGCUGAAGUUAAUAUUAAUGGAAAUGGGCAGUUGGAAAAUCAGCAUAUUGAGAGUUCCCAAGCACCCUCGAAAAAACUUUGUCCAAUUUCUGAGCAAGAAUGGGCUUAUAUUGCUCAACCAACUAGAGAUCCUCGUAAUUGCAGUAGUAUGGAACAAAGUUAUCAAAACGAGGUUCCUGAGCCGACUUACAGUGGAUAUCAAGACCUCAUAACCCCCCAGCCGGAUCUUGAAUACAGUUAUCCACGUGAAUUUAGAGGAAAAGAUAGUGGAGUAGAUAAUGAUAAUGCUGAAAUGCUUUAUUACUCUAAUUCACAAACACAAUAUGCUCUUCAAUCGUCACCUUUGUCUUAUCUCGGUCAAUGGUUUCCUCAACUUCCUUCCCAAUCUCUAGUAAUGAAUCCUCAGCCACAAGAUUACCAGUCGGAAUAUCCAGAAAUUUCGUGUCAUUAUCAACCCAUUCCACAAGCCGGACUUCUGGUUCCACCUACAUCAAAUCCAAACCGUAAUAAAAGAGGACGCAAAUCAAAGACCACUGCUAGCGACCCUCGUAGUUGUACACUUAUUGCAACUGAUGGGACAUCUUGUAAAAAAAUCUGUAUUAUUUGCGAAGAGAGACCUAUCAACGAGAAGUUAAUAAGUCUCGAUUUAUGUCAAUACUGCUUAGUUGACUACAAAAGUGCGAUUAAUCUUGAUCUAUUGGAAGACUGUAAAUGCUCUGCGCUACAAGAAUCUCUUCAUAAGCCAGCAUCUUGUUGGAGAUGUGUAGUGUCAAAGUGUUUAGCUAAAAAUGUAAACAAGGAGGUCGUGAAAACUGCCAAGUUGUGUGGAAAUACUCCACCCGAUCCACUUGCAAUUUUGCAAGGAAUCUUUCCUUUUCCCGAACAGGCAAAUACCUUUACACCCGAGAUUGAUUUCCCUCCAGCUGAACUUGCUCUUCCUGAAUCUUCCUCACUUAUUUCUGUUUUGAAAGAUGAAGAGAUUCUUGCAAGUUGUUACCUUGAAUCGGGUGUUAAUUUUACUGUCUGGGCCACAAAAAUUCCUCUUUUUUCCACAUUUACUCCUCAAGAACAAAUGCAAAUUCUAAAAUCUGGAUUUUUGCCUGUGUUAUUGGUACGUUUUGCAUUUAAAUUGGCCCAACUUCUCCCUACAUCAAAAGUUCCUGCUGAUCUACCAACGCAAGAGACUGAUGUCCCCUUGGCUGAUGUGGUUCUUGGUUCUAACGAACAUUCGUUUUCAUUAGACGAGUUUGAAGCCUUGAAACAAUCAAUGACAAGCAAUGAGUGUCGAUUUGUUCUCUUUCUUUGUUCCGCGGAUUAUCAACUCUCAGAGAAUGAAGAGAGUGUAGAAGAAUCGAUCGAACUUAAUCAGUUGACUAUUUCUCAAAGAUAUACUCUAAGGCAACUAUUCGAGUUAGGGGAAUACUUUCAAGAUCUCAAAUUCUCUCCAUAUGCUAUUCAAUGCUUGUGUAUGGUUCUGCUCUAUGAAAAUGGCAAGUUUAAAUCCCAGCUUCUCCCCACCCUUCCUGCCUUCCCCCUUUUAGCAAAUGCCUGUGUGUUGAAUGACUUAGCUAAAAAACCCGGGAUCCCUGAUGAACUAAAGCUGAAAAUGAAACAACCUCUGAAAGAAGCGCAAAAUUACUUCCGCGUGGCUUUGAGACAAUCGAGCGUAACGGACGCUGAAUACUUUAGAAUGGUCUUCACCCAUCGGCAGAUUCUUAAUUUGGCAGAGAAAUUACGAACUACUGUUGGAAGCUCAUUUCAAGUUCCUGGUAAAAAUAUUGUGGGAUUAGACAGCGUCAUCACUCAAACAUUUCCUGAUUUCAUAAAGGAACAAAAUAAUUCCUAA